CUUUGCUCUGCUCCUGGAACGGAUCGAGAGCUCCCCGCCGGCGACCAUGGCGGAGCCCGCAGGAGCAGGAGCAGGAGCAGAAGCGACGCCUCUCCUCCCAGGCCUCCCGGACGACAUCUCCGUCUGGGAGAUCCUCGUCCGCCUGCCGCCCAAAUGCGUCCUCCGCUGCCGCGCCGUCUGCCCCGCGUGGCGCCGCGCCACCUCCGCCCGCGGCUUCCUCCUCGCCCACCACGCCCGCCAGCCCGCCAUCCCCCUCCUCUACGGCUACAACUACGCGUCCCUGGACCUCCUCCCCUUGGACUACCGGGCAGGGGUCGUCGCCGUCGACCAGCUCCGGUCCGUCGCUCGACUUGCACACGACUCCUACAGCCUUGAUGACUGCUUCAUGCUCGAGGCAUGCUGCGACGGCCUCCUCGCCCUUACUGCCCACUACCCGCCCAAGCUCUCCAUCUGCAACCCGGCAACUCGUCAGUACGCUCCCCUUCCGCAGCUUGAUGGCUUCAAGAUCCUGGGGAUGUACCCUCACCUCCCUACCGGCGAGUACCGACUACUGCUAUACCCGAUCCCCGUUGAAGCUCAAGGUGGCUUCUACAUCUCCACAUUGGGCUCAGGCCAGCCGCCGAGGCACAUAGGGUUUCCUGAGGCCAAGGAACUGAGGCGCUCCUCCGUGUCUGUCCUGUUCCGUGGUAGCCUGCAUUGGUGCAUACGCAAUCUGAUGAUGGCAUUUGACACCACCGCUGAGUCGUUCCGGCAGGACUACGAAGCCGAGGUUUGGGCCUUCAAAUACCGGGUUGAGUUGCCGGUCGCAGAGAUCAGGGUGCAAUUUGGAAAGUCUGACAAUUAUUGGAAUGUGGUCGCCGUGCCUUGGGAUGGCGAUGUGCUCUUACUCGUCAAAUUUGAUGACUGUCUGCUUCAGGUUGACAUUCAUGGCAAGCUGGUUUCCAGUUUCCGUCGCAGAGACCUUGGUCCUACAAAUCUUCAGAUCAAGCAAACUCUUGUUCAACAUGCCUUCUUUCCGACACUAGAGGGCUAUGUUGUGAACUCUUCGCCUUUGGUCUGACAGAGUCAGUUGUGGUUCUGAACGACCCAACUGUCAGUAUCCUCAUGCGCUGCAAUAUGUAUGCCUUUGGGUUCACUAUGAGCCGGUUAGUUUCAUUUUGAUGUAUGCAAACUAUGAUCAAGAAGUUCCGACCUUUUCAUGGUUUCACUAUGAGCUGGUUAGUUUCAUUUUGAUGUAUGCAAACUAUGAUCAAGAAGUUCCGACCCUUUCAUGGUUUCAAGAAAUCUGUACUUGUGUGAAUA
This is a messenger RNA of Triticum dicoccoides, 1302 nucleotides long. RefSeq lists its product as uncharacterized. NCBI's taxonomy places the organism in Eukaryota, Viridiplantae, Streptophyta, Magnoliopsida, Poales, Poaceae. Gene Ontology annotation, molecular function: protein binding. The record is from RefSeq and is a predicted model, not a curated record. The transcript is spliced from 2 exons. Bases 47 to 1060 code for a protein of 337 amino acids.